Molecule: messenger RNA, 4652 nt
Organism: Oncorhynchus nerka (sockeye salmon)
Lineage: Eukaryota; Metazoa; Chordata; Actinopteri; Salmoniformes; Salmonidae
Gene: stac
Product: SH3 and cysteine rich domain
Exons: 11
Coding region: 343-1776 (477 amino acids)
Biological process (GO): positive regulation of voltage-gated calcium channel activity; skeletal muscle contraction; positive regulation of protein localization to plasma membrane
Cellular component (GO): extrinsic component of cytoplasmic side of plasma membrane
Molecular function (GO): transmembrane transporter binding
Source: RefSeq, a predicted model, not a curated record
GAACAGCUCAAGACCAGACGCAGUGCGCGCAUGGACACGGAUGGGAUAUUGGCAACAUUACGCAGCAGGAGAGUGAUGGAAAGUACCGACCAGAGUCGAUAGUGGGUGAACUUAUAAGGCAAUUGGCUUGCAAGUAUGUAUUAUGCGCACCAAAUUGUUUUCUUUCCCCCGCAGUCGAUUCUGUAGCCUAUCUUUCAGAACCGCUAUAAAGUCACGACGAAGAAUGAAGAAACACUGAAAAAUGUAGCCAAUUGAGAUAUUCAAAGCUGCACACGAGUGUACAAAGUCCUCAGCGCAACCCGAAGCCGGUCUUUCAUUUUUUUUUGUCCAAGAGGAAAGAACAUGAUUCCACCAGCUAACAUCAUGCAAGACGAGAGUUUGGGCAAGGAGAACGAGCGCGAGCAGCACGAGACGCCCAGCGCGAGUCAACAGGAGACAAAGGUAGUGGUACCCAAGAAGAUGCAGAAGUUGAAGCGCUCCCUCUCCUUCAAGACCAAGAGCAUGCGCAGCAAGAGCGCUGACAACUUCUUCCAGCGCAACAACAAUGACGCCAAGUUAUCGACGGAGCUGCUCUCUGACAACAGCAGCAGCACGUGCCAACUGAGCGUGAUCGGGGUGGCGGUGGCCCAUCCCGUCCAUCCCAUCCAACCUGUCCAACCUGUCCACCCUGUCCACCCCAUCCACCCUGUUCACCCCGUCCACUCAGUCCACCCCAUCCACCAUGCCCCCCCUCUCUCAACCUCCAACCUGGUGAUCUCUAAUGCGCCCCCGGCCAUCCCGUGUGCUCCCCCUUCCUUGGUCUAUUCCCCGGGACGCCACCCCCUUGCCAUCGACCCCACUGGACAUGGCUUCAUGGAGCACAUCUUCAAGAAGCCCACCUUCUGCGACGUCUGCAACCACAUGAUCGUAGGUACCACCUCCAAGCAUGUGGUGAUGCUGGCAGGCAACACGGCCAAACAUGGCCUCCGCUGCAAAGCCUGCAAGAUGAGCAUCCACCACAAGUGUGAGAAAGGAGUGGGAUCUCAACGCUGCCAAGGCAAGCUGCCAAAGGGCUUUCGAAGGUACUACAGCUCCCCACUGCUGAUAACGGAGCAAUUUGGCUGCAUCAAAGAAGUCAUGCCCAUUGCUUGUGGCAGUAAAGUGGACCCUGUAUAUGAAGCUCUCCGGUUUGGGACCUCUCUGGCACAGAGGGACAAGAGGGCCAGUGUCUCCGAGUCCCCCCACAGGAACUCUACCAGUGACUUAGCCCAGGUUCCAGAGGAGGACGAUGCUCACAGCAGUCGACAUGAACUCACCAGGAAGCACAGUGAUAAUGUGUUCACAUCACUUGAGAAUGGGACGGAGCCCAUUCCCUAUUGCCACGUAGCUGAGAGGAAACCUGAUGAUUCACCGGAGAGGAAAUGGCUGCAGAAGGACACACUUCAGCUCAACACCUAUGUUGCUUUGUUUACAUUCACUCCCCAGGAGAGUGAAGACCUGGAGAUGAGACCCGGAGACAGAAUCGUACUGGCAGACGACUCCAAUGAUGACUGGUGGAAGGGCAUGAUCGAGGACAGGAUCGGUUUCUUCCCAGCAGCCUUUGCUCACCAGGUGAAGACCGGAGACAGAGUGUUCAGGUGUCACCGGACGUUUAUCGGCUGUAAGGAGCAAGGCCAGAUCACUCUGAAGGAGGGCCAGAUUUGUGUAAGCGGUGAGGAUGAACACAGUGGCUUCAUCCGAGUGGCCAGUGGAAAGAAGAGAGGCUACGUGCCCUGUGAUGUCCUGGAAAACAUCUGAGAGCGAGAGAGAGAAAUAGAGAGUGCUGGAGAGAGAUAACGAGAGGAAGAGAAGGAGAGAGAGGAGGGAGGAGAGGCACAGUGGCACACUCCCAUGAUGCGCAGGAAUGGCUCUGACAGUAGCACUGAUUAGAUGCCAACCUCAGGCGUUAGGGAGAGGACCAUUCUUCCCACAAAAUGGCCGCCUGAAACCAUGGAGGAAAUCCUCUGAGCUGUGGAUCCAAAAUAUUUCUGUUGCCAUUAAGGGAAUAGCUUUGUCAGAGUCAGAGCCAACCUUCCUCAUUCCCUUUUAGCCUGAAGGGGAAAAUGUUGCGACGGAUCAGAUAACCUGACUUUGUGGUCACAGGGACUCAGAGUGGGGAGUGGGGUGAUUGCAUCUCUGGAUUUGGUUAGAUUUUUAUUCCGAUUUUGUUUGAUUUUUAGGACAGCUGAGCAUUGUUUGUUCUUUGUGGGAUUUCCCAGUGGAGAAUGCAGGUGACGCAUCAUGCAUGAAUAUACUGAAUGUACUCGUGUGUCUACUACUGAGACAGAGAGAGCAAGGAAAGCUACUUUCGGCAACUUUCUUUAUCCAUACAUUCUUGCUUAUUUAGCAUCAGCUGCAGUAUGUUUGAACCACUUGUUUAACCUAAAGCCCAAAUGUUCAAGCACUUGUUCUCUAUAGCCGAAGAUUCUGUUCUGAAAUAAUCAAAUCAUAUUUUAUUCACUUACGCUAACUUUGACGCAAGCAGUUGAGGUUACAAACAGCAUAUUAAUCAAAAGCAUAGAAGAUAAGUCCCUUUUCUUCUAUGCUCGUAUGAUCGCUCUACUGAGUCUUGAUAGCCUCAAGCUCACAACUACAGACCCAUUCUCCCAAGAAUCCGUCCCUCUGUGAUACAAAACAUUCCAUACAUUGGAUUUGUCACUGGAGAGGAACAACAAAAAUAAUUAGACGAAACAGAAAUGUAUCAAGAUUUCUGAGGUAGUAUUGUUCAAAGGAGAAACAUAUUUUGCACAAAUCUAGUGAUGUUCCUAGUCUAGCUGCUUAUCCAUCCACAUUUGCGUUUAAAAAAUGACACCACAAAAGGACUACAAACCUGUCAAACAGAUUUUGUGAAUAUUUCAAAACAAUGAAUAUCUAAUUUGCAACUUAGUCUGGUGAUGAUGUUCUCUUCGGGUAACUCAUCAUGACAUUGUUUCUUGAUGUGUUUUAUAAAGGAUAAUGGAUUUGAUGAGAAAUUAUGUGAAUUUAGGAAGCGGGCAAGCUCUAACAAGUGGUUAGAUCAAUUGUUUUUGAAUAUAUGUCAUAAAAUCUGCAUACCUGUUGUAGUGGCUUGGUGUGGUAUCUAAUAUACAUUUCGACACAAUUACAUUAAAUUCUAUACACCAUAACAAGUAAACCAAAACAAGUUAUAUACAUUAUUUUCUUUUACAAAUGGCUUUUUACACCUGUUAUUGUCAAGAUAUUUGAUCAGAGAAGCUUCAAUGCAUGAGCUACUUGAAAUCCAGCUUUGAUUUACAUUCAUGUAUGCUUGCUCCAAUUGCACUAAAUGGUCACUCAGAUAUGGCUAUUCACGUUAAACAAUGUAAACCCAUUUUUGAUUGAAUCAAGACGUAACUAUCCCUUUAAUGUCACGAUGUAUGACACACUCCUGUUCAAUUCCUUUCUCUUGAGGAAUAGCAAUAUUCUUUGAGGAUUUCUUGAUCAUCCUCAUGUAUAUUUGUUUUCUGUUCAAAUAUUAUUAUGAACUGUCAACGGAAAGGUAUGGUAGUAAAUGCGUCUCUCUAUAAGUUCAUCUAAGCUGCACUGAAACUCCGUGAACUUUCAAUAAAUUCCCUAGUUUUCCCGAAAUCCCAGUUGGAGGAUUUUGGGAAUAAGAAGACAAUUAGCAGGAAAUAUGGAAUCUUCCAACUAGGAUUUCUGGGAAACCAGGGAAUAUAUUGAAAGUUCCUGAAAUGUUGCAACCAUAGUCAAAGACCACUGUAUUGUAUAGAUUGUAUGCACAGAAUAAAAAAUACAUUGAUUAGAAUUUUUAAAAAUCAAAUGUAUCAAUUUAUUAUCGCCGUUUGGGGAAACUAUUUACAGAAUAUAUAAAGCACUGUCCUUAACUCGAGAUAGAUAGCUUUGUCUUCAUACUCAGAACACAGAAAACAUCACAGUCAUGUAUGCCUGUGCUGACUAUACAUUGAAGUAUAAAGGAAGUUAGAGGUAGUUUCGCGAGCCUAUACUAACUAGCUUUGGCGCAGAUACCCAUAGACUUCCAGUCAUUGCGCUAAUGCUAGUUAACGUUUUCUUGUGAAACUACCUUUAACUUCCUUCAUGCUGGACAUAGCGACAUAAAAAUGGUAUCCACCAGUAUGACCUCCAAUAUAAUACUAGCUAAGACAAGCCUUGGUUAACCUGGGGCCUGCUUAUGAGGACCCGUCUACCGUGAUGAAGAGGCUGCUUCCCCCCUCGUCCUCACCUACUUCCCCCUCUGCAGCUCCAUACACAUUUUCCACAUGAGAACAAAGAAAGGGAUGCACAUUCCCUCAUUACAAUUAUAAAUAAUAUGGGAAUCACGUUGAUAUUUUCUGGAAAUACUGAUGCUCUACCUUCACAAUAAAAAUUGAAAUAUAUUUCCCUUUGAAAUCUCUGGUAAUAAAAUGUUGAAUAGCUCACACGGUAGAACUGUUGACAACUACAUGCCAUGUAGCCAUCUAGACUGAUCACAUAUUUUAUGCAGAAGAACACCCUCUACUGACAGCAUUGUGCAUUGUGUUCUCAUAAUUAUACUGCAACAUCCUGUAGCAUCAAAACGCAAUAGUCACCAAGUCACUGAGUGAUACAGUUUUCCAUGUCUUUUUACACAUCUGUCACAAACUAUUCAUAAAGCCCUACACAGACAGCCGUGCCUUUGA